CGAACGAUCAUGUCAAAUGUCAACUAUGUAAAUUGUAAACGAUAAACGUCACUGAAAUUGGUAAAUUGCAAAAUCGAGCGUUUUGGUUAAUUUUUACUUUCGACUUCGAGUGUAAAUUUUUAAUAUAAAUUUUUAACAUAAAAGAUAAUUUAAUCAAUACAUCAUGGAAACAGAACCAGAGGUUAUUAAAGAAACGAUUAACACUCAACCAAUGUUACAAGAUCCACUGUACAUAACCUUACUAAGUGUGGUCAUUCUUUUGGUUACUUUGCUAAUUUGGUGGCUGUUGUCGACACGUCGGCAUUUGCGUCGGUCUGUGCUACUUACCGGGCUCUCAGAUGCCGGUAAAACGUCUCUUUUUGUUAGACUUUGUUACUCGGAAUUCAGGGAAACAUUCACAUCUAUGAAAGAAAACAUUGAAGAUUAUAUUACGUCCAAUAAUAAAACAUUGAGGAUUGUGGAUUUACCAGGUCAAGAACGACUAAGAAACAAGUUCUUUGAUCAGUACAAACAUAGUGCUAAGGCUCUGGUCUAUGUUGUGGACUCUGUUACUAUUCAAAAGGAGAUUAGAGAUGUAGCUGAAUACUUGUACACAAUUCUUGUGGAUCCAGUGAUUCUGAGCAACUGCCCCCCUCUGCUCAUUCUGUGCAACAAGCAGGACCUGCCGAUGGCUAAAGGUGGUCAACUCAUUAAGAGCCUACUUGAAAAGGAAAUAAACCUAGUUCGUGUUACUAAGUCAAGUCAGUUGGAGUCUGUAGAUCCGUCACAGUCAAACAAAGUCACAUAUCUCGGGAAGCUUGGAAAAGACUUUGAAUUCUCACACCUUGGCUGCAAAGUGGAAGUUCUGGAGAGUUCCAUAGACUCUGGAGAUGAUGAUAGACCCACUGAAAUGAAAGGGCUGCAGGACUGGAUUUCCAAACUAUAAAAGAAGAAGAAAAAUAGGGGAAGGAAUAAUUCCAAUCUCUUUCAUAUGUUCUCAUUUUUCUAUAUAAAUGCUUGAAGACUUAAUAUGCGAUUGAGUGAUUUUUAAGACUUUAUUGUUAAAUAUAAUAAUGCAUUUGAUCCUAUUUUUAUAAGGAAUAUUUUAUAAUAAAAAUGUUAAAAAUGUUA
Molecule: messenger RNA, 1110 nt
Organism: Bicyclus anynana (squinting bush brown)
Lineage: Eukaryota; Metazoa; Arthropoda; Insecta; Lepidoptera; Nymphalidae
Gene: SrpRbeta
Product: signal recognition particle receptor subunit beta
Exons: 5
Coding region: 164-925 (253 amino acids)
Biological process (GO): intracellular protein transport; protein localization to organelle; Golgi to plasma membrane protein transport
Cellular component (GO): Golgi apparatus
Molecular function (GO): GTP binding
Source: RefSeq, a predicted model, not a curated record